Trichomycterus rosablanca is the source of this 5872-nucleotide messenger RNA. RefSeq names its product kinase insert domain receptor like (gene kdrl). Lineage: Eukaryota; Metazoa; Chordata; Actinopteri; Siluriformes; Trichomycteridae. The record is from RefSeq and is a predicted model, not a curated record. Gene Ontology annotation, molecular function: ATP binding; growth factor binding; transmembrane receptor protein tyrosine kinase activity. The coding region runs from base 74 to 3946 and encodes 1290 amino acids. The transcript has 30 exons. Gene Ontology annotation, cellular component: plasma membrane; signaling receptor complex. Gene Ontology annotation, biological process: protein phosphorylation; cell surface receptor protein tyrosine kinase signaling pathway; multicellular organism development.
CACUACAAUCCGGAGUUUGAGCUCCAAGUGAUAACUGUAAACCACCGGUAUCUUCUUCAAACACCUCAAGAGAAUGAUAAUCAUAGAAAGUGCUCCAUUUCUAAUCCUGUUUCUUUAUGGCUUGACCUUCACAAAUGGGCUGGUGCCAGACCCACAGCUGCAUCCUCCUAAUGACCCACACCUGCAGCAUGCUGGAGGCACACUUACACUCGUCUGCAGUGGUUCUACUCAUUUGCAUUGGGGGCUGCCCAGUCGGGACCUAAGCUCUAAAGGGGUGCAUAUUACCAAGUGUGGGCACAGUGCACACUGCAGCAAGCUGGUGAUACACAACCUAACACACACUGACACAGGACGCUACACCUGCAGCCACAACGAUUCGAGAGAACGUGAGAUCUCCACUUAUGUGUUUGUGAAAGAUGAUAAUCAUCCAUUUGUGGAGACCUUCAGUGAAAAAAUCCUGUUUAUAUACAGACAUGACAAAGUGCUGGAGGUCCCUUGCAGGACAACAUCUCCUAGUGUAAAUGUUGCCUUGAUAACAAUGCCCGCCAUGAAGACAUCUAUCCAAGCUGGAGUGACAUGGGACCCAAAAGUGGGUUUUAGGAUUCCAAUGGGUUCAUUUCAGAUGUACAGCAUGAUCACAUGUAUGACAAGUUCGGAUAAAGCUUUACAUUUCAUCCCUCAACGACGUACCAAUGUUCUAAGGAAUGUGCGCAUCACACCGGAGCAUCCAAGAGUUCUGGUAGGAGACACUCUGGUUCUCAACUGUUCUGGAGACACCACAUUCAAUGGCAGGAUUAAUUUUGAUUGGAAAUUCCAGAAGAGUCAUAUCACUCGCACUCAUGAAUUUCAAAGUACGAUGGAAGAUCCUUCUAAAAAGAUGACGAUGACCAAAGCACUAAUCAUACACAACAUUACUAUGGAGGACCAAGGCACCUACACUUGCACAGGAACACUUGAUGACUCUAAGCAUGCUUCAGUAAAAGUCGCUGUGUUUGAGCAUCCAUUCCUGAAUGUGACCUACAGGGGUCGAAAGGUCGUCACUGUUCGAGAAGGAAGAAGAUUUGAGUUUCACCCCAGGGUCAAUGCCCUGCCUGGACCAGAUAAAGUAGUCUGGUACAAGAAUGGCAUGCCUAUCAAAGACUCCUUGUGUUAUGAGACCCUCGGCUAUAAUCUUACUAUCAAGGAGGUGAAAGAAAAGGAUGCUGGGGUUUUCACUAUUGCCUUGUCCAACCAUGAGAAAGGGAUUCACAGAAACAUAAGCUACACACUUUUGGUCAAAGUAAAGCCCAGGAUAUCCGAGGAAGAGGUGGCACCUCUAGGCCCUCAGACCUACAGGCAUAACCAGGAACAUCAGUUUACCUGUACUGUCUCUGGAUACCCGGAACCUGACAUCACAUGGUUGUGGCAACCAUGUGACCCUGAUCCCAGUCUCACAAAAUGCAGAUUUUACACUGAUCAAAUCCCUGUUAAGGAAAGCGUCCACUCCACAUAUCCAUCUAACAUAAUUAAGGAGCUCUCUGUUAAGAAUAAAGAGAUAAAUGGCAAAAACAAGACUAUAAGCACCCUGGUUGUGAUAGCUAAUGUGUCAGGAGCCUAUUAUUGCAAAGCCAGCAAUGCUGUGGGGGAGAGGACCAUGAAGACUGAUUUCUAUGUAAAUGAUUAUCACCAGUCUUUUGGGAUUGAACCCUUGACCACAACUGAGGGAGAAGAUGUGACAUUGACGUGCCAGGGCACACGCUUCCUCUAUGAUAACCUGAGCUGGUACAAUUGGCAAAACCGCCUCGUUCAGGAUGAUGGCUCAGUACAGAGAAUCGGUCCUUAUUCUGUCUCCACAUCACUCAGAUUGAAGAAUGUUUCCAAAGAUCAUAUGAAGGGCUUUCAGUGCAGAGCAAUCAACCUCAACACAAUGCAGGAGGUUAACACAACCUCUGCUUUAAUUGUUGAUGAGAGAAGAAUUCCAUUUUUGUGGCAGAACUUGACCAAUCAAGAUGUAAACAGCAGCAGCACUCUGACCCUGGCUUGUCUGGCCCAUGGUUUGCCCCAACCAGCUAUCACAUGGUACAAAGACAAUACUCCGAUCACUGAAGGACCAGGGAUUACCUUAAGUGAUGAUGGGGUCUUGAUCAUUCAGCGGGUUAAAAAGGAGGAUGAAGGCGUGUAUGAGUGCCAGGCCAGUAAUGCUGAAGGUGUGGUAACUUCUAGUGCAGUCAUCACUGUACUUGAUGAUGAAGGCAAGCCAAAUAUUGAAGUGAUCAUUCUAGUGUCCACGGGAGCAGCUGCCACCUUCCUUUGGAUUAUGCUUAUUCUCUUCAUCCGCAAACUGAGAAAGCCAAGUUCUGCAGAUUUAAAAGCAGGCUACCUGUCUAUCAUCAUGGAUCCAGACCAGAUGCCCCUCAGUGAGCAGUGUGACCGUCUUCCUUAUGACAGCAACAAAUGGGAGUUCCCUAGAGACCGACUCAGAUUGGGUCGAACUCUGGGCCAUGGUGCUUUUGGAAAAGUUGUGGAGGCUUCUGCAUUUGGCAUAGACAAGCUGUCUACUUGCAAAACAGUUGCUGUUAAAAUGCUGAAGGGAGGAGCUACCAACAGUGAAUGGAGGGCUCUCAUGUCUGAACUGAAGAUCCUAAUUCAUAUCGGCCAUCAUCUCAAUGUCGUCAAUCUGCUGGGUGCUUGCACCAAGCAAGGAGGGCCACUAAUGAUCAUCGUGGAGUAUUGCAAGUAUGGCAACCUUUCCAACUACUUGAGGAGCAAGAGAGGAGACUUUUUAGUUUAUAAAUCUCAGGAUGGAAAGGCACUUCUGCCGGGCUCAGGUUGCGACCUGAAUGAGCUCCUGAAGCGUCGACUGGAGAGCGUGGCCAGCACAGGAAGUUCGGCGAGCUCAGGCUUCAUUGAAGAUAAGAGCUACUGUGACUCGGAAGAAGAGGAGGAAGACCCAGAGGAUCUGUAUAAAAGAGUGCUGACUCUGGAGGACUUAAUUUGCUACAGUUUUCAAGUUGCAAAAGGCAUGGAGUUCUUGGCUUCCCGAAAAUGUAUUCACCGUGAUUUGGCAGCACGUAACAUCCUGCUAUCUGAAAACAACGUCGUAAAGAUAUGUGAUUUUGGACUCGCCAGAGACGUCUAUAAAGACCCAGACUACGUCCGUAAAGGAGAUGCCAGACUUCCUCUAAAGUGGAUGGCGCCAGAAGCUAUAUUUGACAAAAUCUACACUACACAAAGUGAUGUAUGGUCUUUUGGAGUGCUAAUGUGGGAGAUCUUUUCUCUUGGUGCCUCCCCUUACCCUGGAGUACAAAUUGAUGAGGAAUUCUGCUGCCGUUUGAAGGAAGGCACCAGAAUGCGAGCACCUGAGUAUGCUUCCUGUGAAAUAUAUGACACCAUGCUUGACUGCUGGCACGGAGAACCACAGCAGAGGCCAACAUUUACAGAGCUGGUAGAGAGACUAGGGGACCUGCUCCAGGCCAGUGUGCAGCAGGAGGGAAAACAUUACAUUCCUAUCAACACAGCACUGAUAAAGAAAGUGGAUCCGUCAAACCCAGACCCGAUAGAGGAAAUCUCCACCAGACCUGUUUCUCCCAGACACUCGGGUAACUCAUGGAAUAUUAAGAUGCGUCCAGACAGCGUAAAGACCUUUGAUGAAGUUACAAUGGGAAACGAAAAAGAUGAGAUUCAUGAGGGAGGGCAGUCGGACAGUGGCAUGGGCCUCACCUCUGACGAUCUAAAAAAGCUGAAGCAUUUGGACUCCCUGGCUCGACCCUUAAGCAUCAUGUCUUUGGCGAUAAAGAGUAAGAGUAAGGAGUGUGUUUUGUCCGAGUUGGAGAAUGAUAAGUAUGCACCACUUGUGCCUUCGCUGGAUUUCAGCAUGGAAGAUUCCUCCUUGGAUCCAGAGCUGGAGUGCCACAGCCCUCCACCCGACUACAACUACGUUGUCCGCUAUUCCAUCCCACCUGUUUGAUAAUAUUUAGCAACCCACAAUCCAACAGGACUCAGCAGUCUAACACAAGAUUGUCAUUCACUACUUUAUUUUGCUGUUUCUUUUUACCACUUCUACUAGGCCAGCACAGUGGUGCCAAGUAGAUUGGCCAGUAAAGCAGCUUAAAGAAAUAAAAUGUUUUAUCACUGCUACCUUAUAUCCAUGUUGGCACUUUUCUGGGUGAACUUUAACCAGUGUAAAGUAAUACGAGGUGCAGGGCUGCUGUUGUGUGGCUAUGAGCUGUUAUUAUCACUGUGAUACGCAGAAACACAGCUAUAAACCACCUCAGGUAUUUUUCUAAUCUACUGUGAACACAAGAAGCAGAUUACAGCUAUAUUGUAGAUUUAUUUGAUCGGAUUACAUCUUAAUGCUUAUUAGUAGAUUUGUAAAAGUAGAAUUAACAUUUAAGAAAUAAAAUAUAAAUAUUGUUCAUGUACUAAUUUAAAAAUUGACAUGGAAGAGUAUUUGAUGUAUUUUAUUUUACUUUAACUUUUUAUAUCAGUAUUUUUACAUUUUGAUGUGCUAAGAUUAUGUUUAAUUUUAAGAAAUAUUACUAUUUUAUCAAUUAAAUGCAAAAAAUCCCAAAAACAGGCAUACCUAACCUAUUACAAAUAAUAGAAUAAUUGUAGAUAUUUUUCCUUUAUGGUUCUUGCAUUAUGAUGUCACAGUUUUAUGGAAGGUAUUUUUAUACCCAAAAUUGGCAUUUUUUUACACUUUUUAUACUGUUGCACUGAUUUUUUCUGAUGAGUUGGAUCAACACCGUGCCAUUCAGGAUUAACAAUGGGCAGAAAUCAAGGAUCAUGAAUUGAACAUUGGGGGCAUCAAAUCUACCAGAUUGGGGAGGGGGAGUGUUCCCUGCCAUUCUAAAACAUUCUUGCCAUGUCAGCAACUGAUGGGAACACUGACAGAUCCUAACUUUACCCAAAGCUAGCAAGUGGUAUAUGGUUAUUUAUCAUUUUACAUCCUUGGCAAGGAAUAUGCAGUUUGUUCCAAUAACAUUUUGGUCACAUUUGCUACAGUAAAAAUGUAAAAGCUGAUACACUGAUAUUAUCUAGUCCGACUCUCUGCCACUCUGAAAAACAUCACAGAUAUGAAGAUGGCCUGUUUGGCAUCGUAAAAUUAUUGGCCAGUUGAUGUUUAUAUGGAUAAUUGCAUGUGUUCUUAGAAUAGAGUGUCAAUGUAUUCAUUAAAUCUGAGCCAAUACCAAUCCAAUAUUAUAGGCCUAAUAAUGAUCACUAGUUUUUUUCACUUUAACUUUUUGUAUAUAAAGAUAUUUUACAUUAAGUAUAUCUAUUUAUACUCCACUACUUUACAACAAUUCCUAAUACAUAUUUAUAAAUGAGAGAAAUAUGACCACUAUAAACCAUUUAAAAUAGAGUAGUAUUAUUAGACUAACAUUCACCCUAAAUAAGGAACAUAUCAUAUUGUUAUAGAACCCUUCAUUUUCUUAGUCACAUUUUAAUGUCUAAUACCAAACUUCUGUUCACACUGUAGACAUAAUAGUUAUGGAAAUGUUUGUUUUCACCUGUUAACUGGUUUUAUUUUAUUAAGAAUGUUAUUGAUCCAUGUUUGUACUAUAACCCUACUAAGGCUUGCAGGGCAGGCUGAACAUAACACUAACAGGCUGGUUAAUAUGUAAAUGGUCAUCAUAAAUGACAUGUUGUAACUGUUACAUCAGUAAAGCCAGGAUUAUUGCUAAGAAUUAAAUUAAAGGACAAAACUCUUACUCUGUAUUUGUAAUUGUUAUCCACUUUUUUUUGCCAGUAUUACAUUUAGUGUUUAAUAGACCAUUUUUUGAAACAUUACACAAAGUUGUAUUUGUAUUAUUGUUGUCCAUUAAGUGAGUAAAAUGUAUGCACUGACCUGACAUUUCUGUUUUAUACAUUUAAAAUGUUUUUGUAAUAUUAA